Dacryopinax primogenitus is the source of this 2400-nucleotide messenger RNA. Its product is annotated as SPOC domain-like protein. Lineage: Eukaryota; Fungi; Basidiomycota; Dacrymycetes; Dacrymycetales; Dacrymycetaceae. The record is from RefSeq and is a predicted model, not a curated record. The transcript is spliced from 12 exons. Gene Ontology annotation, biological process: DNA recombination; cellular response to gamma radiation; cellular response to X-ray. Gene Ontology annotation, molecular function: damaged DNA binding; telomeric repeat DNA binding; double-stranded DNA binding. The coding region runs from base 1 to 2400 and encodes 799 amino acids. Gene Ontology annotation, cellular component: nucleus; Ku70:Ku80 complex.
AUGCCUCCAAGAGAACGCGCAGGUUACACCUCCAACAUCUUCGUGAUCGAUGUCUCCCCCUCCAUGGGCGAGCCUAUGUUUCCUGCCGAGGAUUCAGGAAGUCCGGAGGAAGGAUAUGGCCUCACUAAGCUUGAGUGGGCACUGGAGUAUGUCAUUAGGAAAAUACAAGAGUUUAUCUUUACAGAGAGGAAGACGGAGGAGUGCGGAGUGAUCCUGUUCGGGACGGAUACGACGAACAACAAGGUGAACGACGAGCACGACGGGUACGAGAACAUCGUCGAGCUCGUGCCCCUCUCGGCGCCGACAACAAAGAUCAUCGACAUGCUGCGGACCGUCAAGCCAGAGGGUACCAUUGCCGAGCCCCUUGAUGCCCUCAUCGUCGCCAUCCAAACCCAGUCCUUACAUCUGGGGAAUAAGAAAGCAUGGAAACGCCGUAUCACCCUCGUCACAUAUGGGGAAACGGAAUGUAACUUUGAUGACUGGGACCGGACAGCGUCGAAGCUUGGCGAGCUGGAGAUCAAGACGAGCAUCAUUGGGGUCGGGUUUGAUGACGAAGAAGACGGGUUCGUAGAGGAGGGAAAGAGCAAGGUCAAGCAAGUAAACGAGGAGUUCUGGCACAAGUUCAUCUCCCAUCUGCCAGAGGGACUGGGCAUGGUCGGCAACAUCUCCCUCGCGAUCGCCUCUCUCUCCUCACCACAGCUCAAGAGCACGCAGUCGACGCUCGCAUCCACCUGGAUGAGACUUGGUGAUCGUGAAACUGCCGAGGCCGCUGGCUCAGAGGGCUUCCUCGAGAUACCCAUCAAGGUGGCUAAAGCGACAAGCGCGGCGAAGCCACUCAGCAUGAAGAAGUUGCAUAAGCGUGGUGGGAGGGGCGCGUGGCAUGCCGUCGGACUUCAGACGGAUUACGUGGUGUACGAAGGGGGAGAGGAGGAGGAAGAGAGCAAGCCCAAGGCCGAGGGGGAGGAUGAGGAGAUGCGCGGGGAGGAAGAUGAGGAGAGGACAGAGCCUGAGAACGAGCGCCAAGAGGUACCUGUGGAGAAGGAGGAACUGGUCAAGGCGUACAAGUAUGGCGCCACCUGGGUGCCGUGCGAGGAGGGCGAGUUUGAGAAGCUGCAGACAACGAAAGGAAUGGAAGUCAUCGGCUUUGUCCCCGAGUCCAAGUGGCAUCGCGAGCAAGCACUGGGCGAAGUAUCCUACGUGUAUCCCUCGGACACGUCCGCCAAAGCCCAAAUUCAAUUCUCCGCCAUCGUCCAAGUCAUGGCAGAGAAAGGUGUCAUGAUGACCGUACGCUACGUCUGGAGGGACGGGGCGGACCCAAAGGUUGGCGUAUGCAAAGCGCAGCCGUUGGGAUCGGUCGAGUGGGGAGGCGUGGAUUGUCUACUUUUCGUCCAGAUGCCGUUCGCAGAUGAUGUCCGAAAGUACAAGUUCAAUUCACUCACCGACUUAUUUGAUAAGAAGACCGGGGAAAGGAUCAAGGAACACAGCACGCUCCCGACUCAGGAACAGCAGUCGGCUAUGGAUGACUUCGUAGAUGCUAUGGACUUGAUGGAUGCCACGCAGGACGAGGAGGGGAACACUGCGCCGUGGUUUGAUCCUGCCCUGUCUUUCAAUCCUGCGCUGCACCGCAUCAAACAAGCGCUCUUUCACGGCGCGCGUGUUGCUGAUCCUGAGAAAAAUCCCUUGCCUCCGCCUCACCCAGAGCUUGUAAAAUACUUCACCACCCCCGAGAACGUGCUGGAUCGGGCCAAGCCUGCGAUUGAGAGGUUGAAGAAGGCGAUGAACAUCAAGAAGGGCAAAUUUUCAGUGCCUCCGAAAGCCGCGGUGAGCAAACGUCGAAACGGCGCAACGGCGGAUGCGCCUGAGUAUCUCUACGAAAGUGUGGAAGACAUCCUCGGUGCGACCACGGGCACAGGCGACUCGAACAGCCUACUCGCCAAAACGUCGCCCAAAGGCAAGGGCAAAGAUACAAACAACGCACAAUUGCCCACGCCUUCACCGUCCGUUGCCCCGGAGCCAGGUAGGUUAAUCAGCCUCCGGACUCCGCUGAAAGACUUCGAGGGACUGCUUGAAGCGGGAGAUCUUGUCAGCAAAGCGGUGGAAGAUAUGUCGGCCGUCUUAUUACAGGUGGCAACGGACUCGCAAAGAAGCGAGGAGAUGUUGGAGUGUAUGAAGGCGAUGCGAGACAAGGCAAAGGAAGAGGAUGAGGUGGACGCGUAUCAGCAAUUCAUGAUAGAUCUGAAAAAAGAAGCGACGCGGAAGGACUUUUCGAAUCCCGACCUGUGGCCACUAAUCAGGAGGCAAGGGGUCAAAAUUAGCUGGAUCACCGUCAAGGAAGCUGAAGGGUACGGCAGUCAGAGCUCAGUGAAUGACAAGGAAUCUCGAAAGUUCAUUGAGGAAUAG